Molecule: messenger RNA, 870 nt
Organism: Ichthyophthirius multifiliis
Lineage: Eukaryota; Ciliophora; Oligohymenophorea; Hymenostomatida
Exons: 3
Source: RefSeq, a predicted model, not a curated record
AUGAAAAUAUUAAUAAUUAUUUAAGCUGGAUUUAAAAUCCAAAAACGUUUUAACUUACUCAACAAUCAUAAUAACAUUUAGUAAAUAGAAAAUCAUAAAACAUAUUUUUUUAAUAUAUAUAAAAUAUAGGAAUAAGGAUAUGUUUAUUUAGGAGGAAGAGAUAAAUCUUUAAGACCAACAAUCAUUUUUAGAGUGGAUUUAAUGGAUUUAAAAAAAAUUACUUAAGAAUCAAUAUUAUAAGCUUGUUUUAGAAUAUUUUAAAUUGCAGAGGAAACAUAUUUUUAUCCUUACCAUAUAGAAAACUGGAAUGUUUUCAUUUAAACAUAAAAAAUGAAUGUAUUUAGUUUUCCUUUUAAGGUCCUUGGAGAAAUAAUAAAAACAAUGUAAAAUAUAUUUCCAUCAAAUUUAAAUAAACUUUUUAUAUUAAAUCCUUCAAAAUCUUUAAAUUUUUCUUGGAAUGUAAUAAAAUCCUUAAUAAAUGAAAGAUCUUUAAAAAAAAUAUAAUUUUUAGAUUAAGAAUAAUUGAAAUAGUUAUUACAAAUUUACGAUUCUGAUUAAUUAGAAGAAGCUUUUGGAGGGGCUCAUCCAAAUUUAAGCAUUUUUUAUCCGCCUUAGAACUUUAAUAAAAUCAGAAAAUAAGAAUAGUAGUAGUAAUUUUAAAACUAAAAUAAUAAUGAUUAUGUUAAAAAUUAAAAUAGUAGUAACGGAAUAUAAUAUUAUGACAAAUCUUAUUUAUUUGAUAAAUAAAAUACAUAAAAUUAAUUUAUUUUAAAUAGAUAAAGUUUCAGAUAAUAAGAAGAUAAUUACGCUGAAUAAAUAUAAAGCAAAUAUAUAAGUUGGACUAAAUAAAUGAAGUAAUAUUAAAAAUGA